GUCGGCGUGAUGACGUUUAGUAGUCUUAUAAAGCCACCUGUUAGCAACCGCCUUUUUUAAGACACAUAAACCUUAUUUCAGGCGUCUAACUAAAAACCCAGUGACGUCCAGACGAGGGAGCCUGAAAUGCUAAACUGCUAAUCCAUUUCCGGGUCGUAGGACUCACUCCUGUAGCACUCUAUAGCCCCCAGAAUAAUAUCAUAUUUUUGAAAUGUAAAAUCAAUGUUCACUCUCCUGCUCUCCACAACUAUUGAGGGAAAUAUCUAGCUGCUAAAUGCUCCACUAUGUUCACUAGCUAGUCGCUAACUUUGGCAGCAAUAGGGAUGUCAACAGUGUGGUUGAUAUGCAACACAGUCUCACAGCACUUUGUGAAAUAGUCACAAAAUGUAAUCUAUUUGAUUCAUGUACAUAGACACAAAUUUCUCUUUUUUUUUAACUCAAUAACGUAUUUUUCGUGCAUCUUCCUACUGUGGUAAAGUGCAUUUUUGGUUCCCCUAAUAGUGUGUGCAGUAUUUGAACGCAGCCCCUCACCUGACUCCUCCUCUGCCUGGUUUCAUUUCAGUGAAAUUCAGAAUUCACAGAAUUCACAUUCCGACUAUUUAUUCCUCGGCUCAAGAUGAUGGCAAAUCUGAACGCCAUUUUUUGAUUAAAGUCCAGUUUGUGAAUACAUCUCUAUUCUGCGUGUGCAGGUGUGUGCAUAAUAACACUUCUCUUUCAGUAAUCAGGAGAAUAUAUGCACACAGACACACUUGUAGUUCAGAGGCCACUUCAAACAAGGUUCUUGAAUUCAGAUGAGCUUGCUAGUGAAAAGGAACAAGCGCUCACACAAUUUGCAAUUUAAAGGAAGCUUUUGUCGAGUGCCAUGUGAUCAUUCCUUUGAUCGGUUGUUCACUGCAUCCAUCCAUCCAUCCAACCCCUCAUAUCUGUCCUUCGUGAUUAACGUCUUGUCUGAGCUGAAGACGUGAGCUGAACUGAUGGAUUGACGAGCUAACAUUGGGAUAUCUGGAAAUUUAUCAGUAUGACCGGUCCAGUGCAGGAUUCACACAGGCUGUCUGUGAAAACGUGGACAGAAGAGGAGAGUGACCGAGCUGACAGCACACCUAGCAGAGCACAGUCGAUGUGUGAUGACACUUCCUCAGAACUUCAGAGAAUGGCUGCCAUUGACAGAAGAGAUAUUAAUUCCCAGAAUUCCCUGCGUGGGCGAGGUGCUCUCUCCAGGAUAGUCAGUAUGGUGAUGACUCUGAGAGAAUGGGCGCAGAAGAGUUUGAAUGAGGAGACGGAGCGACCGGAUUCCUUCUUGGAGCGUUUCAGAGGCCCCGCCAACACGGACAUGCAAGCCCCGCCCAGCAGGUUCAGCCACAGCCACGGUGGCUCUGAUGCAGAUCAUGAAAUCAGACGCCCCCGACGCACGAAGAGGAAGUGUAAAGUAGAGGUUUUAUCACCAUCUGAUAAUGCCUACUACCACUGGCUGAUGGUGAUUGGUGCUGCCGUUUUUUAUAACUGGACCCUACUGGUUGUCAGGGCCUGUUUCGAUGAGCUCCAGAUGAGGAAUGUGUUGGUGUGGCUGGUACUGGACUACGUCUGUGAUGGAGUCUAUAUCCUGGAUAUAGCUGUUCGUCUCCACACAGGUUUCUUGGAUCAAGGCUUGAUGGUGAAAGAAGUGCGGCGUCUGAGAGAAACCUACGUUCGAACCUUGCAGUGUAAAAUGGACAUCUGCUCCAUCCUUCCAACUGACCUCCUGUACCUGGCCGUUGGAAUCGGCUACACUCCCCUCCUCCGAUUCAACCGGCUGCUGCGUCUGCCGCGCCUGUUUGAGUGGUUUGAACGUACAGAGACGCGAACGGGCUACCCCAACGCUUUCCGCAUCUGUAAACUGGUUCUGUACAUCCUGGUGAUCAUCCAUUGGAACGCCUGUGGGUACUACAGCUUCUCCAAGGUCCUCGGACUGGGCUCCGAUUCUUGGGUUUAUCCCAAUGCAUCGGAUCCUGAGUUUGGCUCCCUGACCAGAAGUUACAUAUACUGUCUGUACUGGUCCACUCUGACACUGACCACCAUUGGAGAGACGCCUCCUCCUGUCAGAGAUGAGGAAUAUUUGUUCCUGAUAUUUGACUUUCUGGUUGGUGUUCUGAUUUUUGCCUCCAUUGUGGGUAACGUCGGCUCCAUGAUCUCCAAUAUGAAUGCCACGAGAGCAGGCUUUCAGAGCCGCGUAGACACCCUGAAACACUACAUGCAAUUCAGGCAUGUAAGCAAGGUGCUGGAGCAGCGCGUCAUCCGCUGGUUCGACUACCUCUGGACCAAUCAGAAGACAAUAGAUGAACAGGAAGUGCUGAGGAGCCUGCCCAAUAAACUGAGAGCAGAGAUUGCUAUUAAUGUUCACCUGGACACACUGAAGAAGGUGCGUAUCUUCCAGGACUGCGAGGCGGGUCUCCUUGUAGAAUUGGUAUUAAAACUUCGACCGCAGGUGUUCAGUCCUGGAGACUACAUCUGUAGAAAGGGAGAUGUGGGAAAGGAGAUGUACAUAAUUAAAGAUGGUCAGCUUGCCGUGGUGGGCGAGGAUGGAGUCACCCAGUUUGCUGUUCUGACAUCAGGAAGCUGCUUCGGAGAAAUCAGCAUCCUGAACAUCAGCGGCAGCAAGAUGGGGAACCGGCGUACGGCUAAUAUUCGCAGCCUGGGAUACUCAGACCUGUUCUGCCUUUCCAAACAAGACCUGAUGGACGCGCUGCAGGAGUUCCCGCACGCCAGGGCCCAGCUGGAGCAGAGGGGGCGGGACAUCCUGCAGAAGGAGGGGCUUCUGGAGGAAGUAAACGUGUCAGCGGGGGAGGAGCUCGAGGAGAAGGUGGAGAGGCUGGAAAGCAGUCUGGAUCGGUUACAGACGUGUUUGGCCCGUCUGCAGAGCGAGUUCAACUCUUCCCAGCUUCGACUGAAACAGCGAAUCACAAACCUCGAACACAACGUCACCACCGUGACCACAGGCAGCGGCUUUCUGUCAGACGCCGACGGCAACGAGAGUGUUGGUGACGGCGUGUGCAGUGAAAUCAACAUCCGGCUCUAAAGAAUCCAUGUCAACAAGUGCCAUGGGACCAAAGUCCAACAUCACAUGACUGCAAGAUAUCAGGAAGUGACUUUUAAGGACCUCGUGGAGAGUGUGAGAAAUCACUGUGUUAAAAAGGUGUGUGUUACAGACGUGGAGAUGAGCUUUGUGUUGCUGUGCAUGUUGCUGGUAGCCAGUGUGACACCUGUGUCUGCUGCAGAACAGCCGGGUAUCAUAGAGAGCCUCCUAUUGGCCACCCACCAACGUCCCUGGCUCUGGGGUGUCUACGUCUUUGCUGUUGGACUUCCUGCCAUUCUCUUCGUUAGCUUCAUGUGGCCUGACAAGAGAUUCGGGCCCCCUGAUCAACAGUAUUACUAUAAGAAGUCUGAUGAUGCUCAACCAGAUGAUCCUGAGUUCUCACAGCGGACACAGGCAGUGGAUAUCAAAGGAAAGGCUGACAGAGCUGGAAGAAGAAGGAGAGAAACUCCUGGUAACCAGAGGAAGUCUGACUUAGACCUGAAGGAUCAUUGAUUAGUGCAACAACCUAAGGAGAGGAAAGCACCACCAACACACCAAGAGGAUGAUGGGAAAUCACAUCUUUGACCAGUUGAAUUGAUGACUGGAUACACAGUGAGAACACAAUAAUGUCUGAGGACUGACUUACUGACAGUAAUAUGAUUUUGCUUCAUGUCAGAAUAGCCAAUUUAUAAUUAUUUAUACAUAUGAAUUACACAUUUUAUUAAUACUUUAUUAUCAUUAUUAUUAUUAUUGUGGUUAUUGUAGUUAUUGUUGUUGUAAUUAUUGUUAUUAUUAUAUCUGAAUGUAUUAUUUUUAGUGAGCGCACACUGCCAAAAAAUAUGAAACGUUGGCCGGCCUCUACCUCUAAGAGUAUGACAUUUGGAGUUGGAAUAAAGGAUUAGAAUGCCUCAUCUUUUCUAAGUGUAGAGCAUCAGGGGUUAAAUAAUGAAUCGUCUCAUCAUCUCAGGUCUGUCAUUUGGUUGUGUUUGAAACUAGUGCCACCACCUGGCAGAUAGAAAUAUUAAAGGGACAUAUCGUGAAAAA
Molecule: messenger RNA, 4093 nt
Organism: Sebastes umbrosus (honeycomb rockfish)
Lineage: Eukaryota; Metazoa; Chordata; Actinopteri; Perciformes; Sebastidae
Product: cyclic nucleotide-gated cation channel-like
Exons: 17
Coding region: 1019-3052 (677 amino acids)
Biological process (GO): monoatomic cation transmembrane transport
Cellular component (GO): intracellular cyclic nucleotide activated cation channel complex; plasma membrane
Molecular function (GO): intracellularly cGMP-activated cation channel activity; cGMP binding; protein-containing complex binding
Source: RefSeq, a predicted model, not a curated record